Messenger RNA from Rhagoletis zephyria (snowberry fruit fly), 516 nucleotides. NCBI's taxonomy places the organism in Eukaryota, Metazoa, Arthropoda, Insecta, Diptera, Tephritidae. The record is from RefSeq and is a predicted model, not a curated record.
AUGUUCUACCACAUUCAGCUGGAGCACGAGAUUCAGCUGCACCCGCGGUACUUUGGCCCCAACCUGCUGGACACGGUGAAGAAGAAGCUGUUCAAGGAGGUGGAGGGCACCUGCUCGGGCAAGUACGGCUUCGUCAUCGCCGUGCUCACCAUCGACAGCAUCGGCGACGGGGUGAUCCAGUCGGGGACCGGCUUCGUCACCUACCUCGUCAAGUACAAGGCGAUCGUCUUCCGGCCCUUCAAGGGCGAGGUCCUCGACGCCAUCGUCACGCAGAUCAACAAGGUGGGCAUCUUCACCGAGAUUGGCCCGCUCUCCUGCUUCAUCUCCCGGCACUCCAUUCCCGCCGACAUGGAGUUCGACCCGAACGCCAAUCCGCCGUGCUACAAGACGAAGGACGACGAGAUGAUAAUCAACCAGGACGAUGAGAUUCGCGUGAAGAUAGUGGGCAUUCGCGUCGACGCGACGGACAUCUUUGCGAUUGGUACGCUAAUGGACGACUUUUUGGGCAUUCAGUGA